AUGGUCGACGCUCCUGAAAGUCCCCGGCCGCAGCAGCAAACUCCGAGAACUUCCUUUACAAAUGGAGUCAGAACCACAGGCCGUGCCUUUCACUCUCCUAACUGGCGUACAAAGUCAGAGGAAAGCCCGAGGGCGCAGUCCCAAGUAGAUGAUGCUGGAUCCCCGGGCCCAAAGACAAACACCUCGAGACUCGCAUUCAGCAGACCAAGCCCUCAUGUGCCACAUGCAAUUGCAGAGGGUCGACGCCUCUACGUGGGUAACAUGCCAUACACGGCCAAAUCCGAAGAUGUGGAGGCAUUGUUUUCCGCGGAAUUCCCAAUUGAGCGUAUCGACAUCGCGAUAGACCCCUUUACUGGCCGCAACCCUUCGUAUUGUUUUGUCGACCUGGAGACCAAGGAGAUGGCCGAGCGGGCGAUGGUUGAGUUGGAUGGUCACGAUAUGCUUGGCCGUCCUGUCAAGAUCAAGCCCGGUGUGGCCAAGUCUUCGAGCGAACGUGCUCAGCAACAGCCAACUGAUGGCUCGCCUCGUCGUGACAAGCCCUCUUCGCCAUUUUCUCUUGACCGCUGGCGCCGAAAUGACGCUCCUAGCUUCGCUAAGACUAACAGCGACUCUAGUCGUCGUGUGUAUGUUGGUGGGCUCCCAAGAUUGACCGACCAAGAAGCGAUCAGCAGUAAUAUGACCAACUUCUUCAAGGAGUAUAAUGUUGAGAAUGUCAGCAAGCUCUUUACUCCUCACCCGGCUAAGCGCUUCGAGGCCGGUGAUCACUAUUACCUCUUUGUCGACUUUAGCAGCGUUGAAGAGGCACAAGCUGCCAUGGAAACGAAAAAUGGCCAGGAGGGCCCUUGGGGUGCAAACAUUCGUGUGCAACGAGCCCGAGGAGAGACCUGGAAGUCUGAGGAAAGAAACAAAUGGCCCUCCACCAAAACAACUGAAAUUUCCACCGACGAGGUCACUGCUGAGGUUUAG
Aspergillus wentii DTO 134E9 is the source of this 966-nucleotide messenger RNA. Its product is annotated as RNA-binding protein. The record is from RefSeq and is a predicted model, not a curated record. NCBI's taxonomy places the organism in Eukaryota, Fungi, Ascomycota, Eurotiomycetes, Eurotiales, Aspergillaceae. The transcript is spliced from 4 exons. Bases 1 to 966 code for a protein of 321 amino acids. Gene Ontology annotation, molecular function: RNA binding.